Messenger RNA from Histoplasma capsulatum G186AR, 600 nucleotides. RefSeq lists its product as uncharacterized. The transcript has a single exon. Bases 1 to 600 code for a protein of 199 amino acids. Lineage: Eukaryota; Fungi; Ascomycota; Eurotiomycetes; Onygenales; Ajellomycetaceae. The record is from RefSeq and is a predicted model, not a curated record.
AUGAGUGGUUCUCAAUUACCUGCAACCCCCAUAUCAGAACAUAAGAAGACACUACAUUCACAAUCAAGGGUCCCCCAGUCCAUCCCCUCUGUUACUGAACAAGAAUCCAUCUCAGAAGCAGAGGGUGAUCAAAUCAAAUACACAAUGGCAGAGGAUGAUAUGACAAUCUCUGGCUCAGCACACAAUACUGGUAAGAUGUCAGAACACAAGGAAUUCAAGGACAGCACACUCAGUUCUAUAUCAAUAUCUACAUCAAAUUCUAACAGCAUGGUGAUCAUGGCAGCAGCAGAUCUCAUUGCACUCUGCAAGCAACUGAUAUCAGCACAUGUGCUGCCAUCUCCUUUAUCAUCUUCUCCUCCACCUCCAUCUUCUUCAAACCCUAUACCAGAAGAAGAUCUGAACAUGCUGGCUCACAAAUACCAGAAGAAAGCACAGGCCUCAUUGAAUACAAAGUCCAUCAUCACAUUCAAUGGCACCAACUAUCAGACAUGGAAGAUGGCAUUCUUCUUGGAUGCAGAGGUGAUCAGUGGUGCAGAUAUUCUCAAUAAGAAUCAACAGAAAUCAUCUGAAGGUUUAUCAACACUCAAGCAACAAUAUUGA